This is a messenger RNA of Metopolophium dirhodum (rose-grain aphid), 2268 nucleotides long. RefSeq lists its product as uncharacterized. The record is from RefSeq and is a predicted model, not a curated record. Lineage: Eukaryota; Metazoa; Arthropoda; Insecta; Hemiptera; Aphididae. The transcript is spliced from 4 exons. The coding region runs from base 1 to 2268 and encodes 755 amino acids.
AUGCUAUGUUUAGUGUGUAAUGAUGAAAUCUACGACAGUGAUGAAAUUAAAUGUAAAAACUGUAAAGACUACUUACACUUCUCAUGUGCUAGUUUUAGAGAAACGGCAUUUAGGAAAUUAACACAUGAAGCCAAACUAAAAUUUUCAUGCGCAAAAUGUAAAGUUAAUGUGGGUCUUACUAGCAAUACUAAAUCUAAAAAUGAAGACGUUUUUGUUGGGUCAAACGAGACUCUGUCGGAUUUGACUAAUUCUGUUAAAUUUAUGAGUGCUAAAUUUGAUGAUUUUAGUAAGCAGCUGAAUGAAGUGCUACAUAAAAUUAAAGAACUUAAAGAAGAGAAUAAUGUGUUAAAGGAAAAUAAUAUUAAGUUGAACUCUGAUAUCUACAAACUAUCCAAGCGACUAAAUCUACUUGAACAGAAAUCAAUCUUAAAUCAUGUUGAGAUAAUUGGUGUACCAGAUUUGAAAAAUGAAAACUGCGAAAAAGUAGUUGAAAAUAUUGCAGCUGUAAUGGGUCAACCAGUGACAGUAAUCAAGGCUUUCAGUAUAAGAUCAAAAAUACCUAAUAAACCGAUGAAGAUCAUAGCUGAACUCUCAUCAACGCAUCAGAAAAAAACCCUCAUGGAGUCCGCAAAAAAGAAAAAAGUAAAGGCAUGUAGUAUUAAUGAAAGCUGGGGAAAUGGAGUUAUUAAAAUAGAUGAUUACACUCUUGAUGUCAAAAAUGAGCCUCUAAAUAUUGCAAAUACAUUUAACAAUUUCUUUAUAAAUAUUGGCAACAAUCUAGCCUGUAAUAUUGAGGAGUCAACAUUUAAGUUCGAGGAGAACAUUACUCCUAUAUCAUUUAACAGUACAUUUAAUGAAAACAUUAAAGAAUCUGAUGUUCGAGUAAUGAUAAAUAAACUUAAAGAUGAUACUGCUGUGGGUUUUGAUGGUAUCUCGAAACUUAAAUUAGCUAUAAUUAAACCAAUAUAUAAAAAUGGGGAUAAAACGUGCAUAAACAAUUAUAGACCAAUUUCCAUGCUUAGCAAUUUUUCGAAAAUUCUAGAGAAAAUCGUUAAAAACAGGCUCAUAACAUUUUUAGAAAAACAUGAACUCCUUUCGAAACAGCAGUUUGGUUUUAGACCCGGUUUGGGAACGGAGAAUGCUUUAUAUAGUGCAACACACUUUAUAAAAAACGCUCUAGACAACAGUAAGAAAGUAAUCGCGAUUUUUCUUGAUUUGUCCAAAGCCUUUGAUACUGUUAAUCAUAAAAAAUUAAUAAAUAUUUUACCUAAUUUUGGUAUCACUGUAACAAGCUUAAUUUGGUUCACAAGCUACUUGGAAAACAGAAAGCAAACUGUUCGUAUUAAUGGUAUUACAGGUGAUGAUCUAUUUAUAAACUGCGGUGUUCCUCAAGGAAGUGUCUUAGGUCCACUCUUAUUUAUUUUGUACAUAAAUCAUAUGUGUAAUUUGGACAUUGAUGGAAGAAUAGUUACAUAUGCAGAUGACACCUGCUUACUCUAUUGUGGAGACUCUUGGAGCGAUGUUAGUACCAAAGCAACUCGAGAAUCCAAAAUUGUUGUGGAAUUUUUAAAACUUAGGAGUCUAUCUAUCAAUUUCAAAAAAACUAUGUUUAUGAACUUUUCGAUAAAUGAUGUUAAAGAUAAUUUUGAUGAACUUACGUUACAUUUCUGUGAUAAUGGAACUUUGUGUAAUGGCACAGUCUGUCAAAAAAUAUUUAGAGUAUCUAGUACCCGAUAUCUAGGUUUAACGUUUGACAAUCACCUUAGAUGGAAUCUUCAUGUGAAUAACAUAGUUAUGCGUCUACGAAGUUUAAAUUACAGUUUUUAUAAGCUACGUAAAAUUAUAUCCGUUCAUGUCAUGCGAAUUGUAUACUUAGCUCUAUAUCAAGCAAUAUUUCAGUAUGGAUUGUUAAUCUGGGGAGGGCUCUCGGAUAACGCUCUAAAACCUUUACUGCUUCAUCAACGACAGAUAGUGCGUGUAUGUUUACAAAAAACAAACUAUGUUGGUUCAACUGGUCUUAAUUUUAAAGAGUUCAAUGUAUUACCAGUUAACUUUGUUUUCAAAAAAAUGGCUAUUAUGUGGGUGAUCAAACACUUAGAUCAAUGGGUAGAAAAAAAUGAAAUUAGUAACAAAAGAGCUUUUCGAUCUUUUGAUGCUAAAACAUCUCUUUGUAAAAAAUCAGUUGGUCAAAAAUUUGUUGAUUAUCUAGUUUUCACUUUACACCUCAAAAAACCAACCAAAAACCAAAAAUGGGCGCUGAAAAAGUAA